GGGACGACUCCAUGCGGAUGUCCCAGCUGAAGGUGGGGUCGUUGACGGACAUCCUGCAGAUCGGUGAGACGGACCUGGGCCAGCUGGUGGCCACUGUCGUCGCCCCCUCUGGCCGGGAGGAGUCCUGCCUCCUGAAGCGGCUUCGCGACGGCAACAUCGGCAUCUCCUUCACCCCCAAGGAGGUGGGCGAGCACGUGGUGAACAUCAAGAAGAACGACCGCCACAUCGCCAACAGCCCCAUCACCGUCAUGAUCAACCAGUCCGAGGUGGGCGACGCCGGGCGGGUUCGCGUCACCGGCCCGGGGCUGACGGAGGCUCACACCUUCGAGCCGGCUGACUUCACCAUCGACACCAGGGAGGCCGGUUAUGGUGGCCUGGGCCUCUCCAUCGAGGGCCCCAGUAAAGUGGAUAUCAGCACGGAGGAGCUGGAUAACGGCAGCUGCAAAGUCACCUACUGCCCUACCGAGCCCGGCAACUACAUCAUCAACAUCAAGUUUGCCGACCAGCAUGUGCCAGGCAGCCCGUUCACGGUGAAGGUGACAGGCGAGGGCCGAGUGAAGGAGAGUAUCACGCGGAGACGAAAGGCUGCGUCGGUCGCCAACGUCGGCAGCCAGUGCGACCUCAACUUGAAGAUUCCCGAGAUAAAUGUGGGGGACAUGACCGCCCAGGUGACGAGUCCUUCCGGAAAGAUCCACGAAGCGGAGAUCAUGGAGGGCGAGGAGAGCACGUACUGCAUCCGCUUCGUGCCGACGGAGAUGGGCGUCCACACGGUCAGCGUGAAGUACCGGGGCCAGCACGUCCCCGGCAGCCCGUUCCAGUUCACCGUGGGGCCGCUGGGCGAGGGCGGCCCACACAAGGUGCGAGCCGGGGGCCCCGGGCUGGAGAGGGCCGAGGCCGGCAUUCCAGCCGAGUUCAACAUCUGGACGCGGGAGGCGGGAGCCGGCGGCCUGUCCAUUGCUGUCGAGGGCCCCAGCAAGGCCGAGAUCGCCUUCGAGGAUCGGAAAGACGGUUCAUGUGGAGUGUCCUACGUCGUACAGGAGCCCGGUGACUACGAGGUGUCGAUCAAGUUCAACGACGACCACAUCCCAGACAGCCCCUUCAUCGUGCCCGUGGCCUCCCCGUCCGACGACGCCCGCCAGCUCACUGUUACGAGUCUUCAGGAGUCGGGCCUAAAAGUUAACCACCCAGCAUCCUUUGCUGUCUGCCUGAACGGGGCAAAGGGCAUGAUAGAUGCCAAAGUGCACAGUCCGUCAGGGGCGCUGGAGGAGUGUUGUGUAUCCGAGAUUGAUGAAGAUAAGUACGCGGUGCGAUUCAUCCCCCGGGAGAACGGCAUCUACCUGAUUGACGUGAAGUUCAACGGCUCACAUAUCCCCGGAAGCCCGUUCAAGAUCCGCGUGGGCGAGCCGGGCCAGGCCGGCGACCCGGGAAUGGUGUCGGCGUCGGGACCCGGACUGGAGGGCGGCGUUACUGGCGUCCCCACCGAAUUCGUCGUCAACACCUCGAAGGCCGGGCCGGGCGCCCUCUCCGUCAGCAUCGACGGGCCGUCCAAGGUGAAGAUGGACUGCCGGGAGUGUGCUGAAGGCUACCUGGUGACCUACACCCCACUGGCGCCUGGCCACUAUCUCAUCUCCAUCAAGUAUGGUGGCCCCUACCACAUCGUGGGCAGCCCCUUUAAGGCCAAGAUCACCGGCCAGCACCUCGUAACCAGCCACAGCCUCCACGAGACGUCCUCGGUCCUGGUGGACGCUGGCAGCAGGACCCUGGCGGCCGCCCCGCGCAGCGCCAGCCCCAAGCCGCCCUCCGACGCCAGCAAGGUGGCGGCCAAGGGCCUCGGCCUCAACAAGGCCUUCGUCGGGCAGAAGAACUCCUUCACCGUGGACUGCAGCAGAGCAGGUUCGAACAUGUUACUUGUUGGUGUCCACGGCCCCAAGGUGCCCUGCGAAGAGGUUCUGGUGAAGCACCUGGGGGGCAAACUCUACAGCGUGUCCUACAUCCUCAAGGAGAAAGGCAACUACACCCUUGUGGUGAAGUGGGGAGACGAUCACAUCCCCGGCAGUCCCUUCCAAGUCACUGUCCCCUGAUCCAACCCACCCCCCUACCAGCUUUGCACUCUGUUCCUGACUCCUGCUUCUGACCAUUAAAAUGCUUGUGGUGUAGUUCGGGGUGGAGAGAGCUGGCGGGGUGUGUGGCAUUGGGGGGGGUAGGGCGGGGGAAUAGCUUCUCCAGCACCCGCCUGCCCUUUCCGUGCUCUGGGUUUUGUCCGCUGAGAGAGUGGACACCUCCCCCGAUUAAGCGUCUGUCUCUCUUCGCCGGAGGGGUGUCACUCACUGUCAGGAUCUCUGGCCGGUGCUUUGGCUCUGUAGCCUUCCAUGGGCUGGGUUGUCUCUCUUUUCCUUAUAGCGCACAUCGCAACCAAAAACGACCAAUUAAAACUAUUGUAUAAUAA
Molecule: messenger RNA, 2446 nt
Organism: Hypanus sabinus (Atlantic stingray)
Lineage: Eukaryota; Metazoa; Chordata; Chondrichthyes; Myliobatiformes; Dasyatidae
Product: filamin-A-like
Biological process (GO): actin cytoskeleton organization
Molecular function (GO): actin filament binding
Source: RefSeq, a predicted model, not a curated record